AUGGCCGCGCCCGCGGGGGCCGGGGCGGAGACGGCGACCCUGGACCGCCGGCGCUGCCUGUGGUCGGUGCUGGCGGCGGCGCUCGGGCUGUUGACUGCUGGCGUGUCAGCCUUGGAGGUGUACACCCCGAAAGAAAUCUACGUGGCAAACGGGACACAAGGGAAGCUGCCGUGCAAGUUCAAGUCUUCGAACACCACCAGCCGGCUGACCACCAUCUCCUGGAGCUUCCAGCCGGAGGGAUCCCACACCACCGUGUCGUUUUUCCACUACUCCCAAGGGCAAGUGUACAUCGGGGACUACCCGCCGUUCAAGGACAGGAUCACCUGGGCUGGAGACCUCGACAAGAAAGACGCAUCGAUCAACAUAGAAAACAUACAGUUUAUCCAUAACGGCACCUACAUCUGUGACGUCAAAAACCCGCCCGACAUCGUCGUGUACCCGGGAUACAUCCGCCUCUAUGUGGUAGAGAAAGAGGCGUUGCCCAUGUUUCCGGUGUGGGUGGUGGUGGGGAUAGUGACGGCUGUGGUUGUGGGUCUCACCCUCCUCAUCAGCAUGAUCCUGGCUGUCCUCUACAGAAGGAGAAGCUCGAAGCCGGAGUACGCCGGCUGCAGCACCUCAGAAAGUGUGUCACCGGUUAAGCAGGCUCCACGGAAGUUCCCCUCCGCCACAGAGGGCCUAGUAAAGAGCCUGCCUUCUGGAUCUCACCAGGGCCCAGUCAUAUACGCGCAGCUAGACCACUCCGGCGGACAUCACAGUGACAAGAUCAACAAGUCAGAGUCUGUGGUGUACGCGGACAUCCGGAAAAAUUAA
Pipistrellus nathusii (Nathusius's pipistrelle) is the source of this 810-nucleotide messenger RNA. NCBI's taxonomy places the organism in Eukaryota, Metazoa, Chordata, Mammalia, Chiroptera, Vespertilionidae. The record is from the annotation of a GenBank genome assembly.